This is a messenger RNA of Taeniopygia guttata (zebra finch), 4455 nucleotides long. It is a transcript of the gene RNF157, whose product is annotated as ring finger protein 157. Gene Ontology annotation, cellular component: cytoplasm. Gene Ontology annotation, biological process: protein ubiquitination. Gene Ontology annotation, molecular function: ubiquitin protein ligase activity. NCBI's taxonomy places the organism in Eukaryota, Metazoa, Chordata, Aves, Passeriformes, Estrildidae. The record is from RefSeq and is a predicted model, not a curated record.
GGGCGCGGCGCAGAGCGGAGCGGAGCGGAGGAUGCUGCGGGCGGGGACCGCCGCCAGCCCCGCUCCGGUCCCGGUCCCGGUCCCGGUCCCGGGCGGGAGGAUUCCCCGCCGCCCCCCGCCCGCUGAGCCCCGGCCCGGCCAUGGGGGCUCUGACCAGCCGGCAGAACGCAGGGGUGGAGGAAGUGGAUAUCCCCGCUAAUUCCGUCUACAGAUACCCCCCGAAAUCCGGGAGUUACUUUGCCAACCACUUCAUCAUGGGUGGGGAGAAGUUCGACUCCACGCACCCUGAGGGGUACCUCUUCGGCGAGAACAGCGACCUCAACUUCCUGGGGAACCGGCCCGUGGUGUUCCCUUAUGCUGCUCCACCUCCUCAGGAACCCGUGAAGACCCUCAGGAGCUUAAUCAACAUCCGCAAGGACACCCUGCGCCUGGUCAAGUGCUCGGAGGAGGUGAAGACCCCGGGGGAAGAAGUGAGCAAAGCCAAGGUGCACUACAACGUGGAGUUCACCUUCGACACGGACGCCCGUGUGGCCAUAACCAUCUACUACCAGGCAACUGAGGAAUUCCAGAAUGGGGUGGCGAGCUACACCCCCAGGGACAACAGCCUGCAGUCCGAGACGGUGCACUACAAGCGGGGGGUGUGCCAGCAGUUCUGUGUGCCCUCCCACACCAUCGACCCCUCCGAGUGGAGCGAGGAGGAGCUGGGCUUUGACCUGGACCGUGAGGUUUAUCCCAUGGUGGUGCAGGCAGUGGUGGAUGAAGGAGAGGAGCACAGUGGGCACUGCCACGUGCUGCUGGCCACCUUUGAGAAGCACAGUGAUGGCACCUUCUGCGUGAAGCCCCUCAAGCAGAAGCAAGUGGUGGAUGGUGUGAGCUACCUCCUGCAGGAGAUCUACGGCAUCGAGAACAAGUACAAUACACAGGACUCCAAGGUGGCCGAGGACGAGGUGAGCGACAACAGCGCCGAGUGUGUGGUUUGCCUGUCGGACGUCCGGGACACGCUGAUCCUGCCCUGCCGCCACCUCUGCCUCUGCAACACCUGCGCCGACACCCUGCGCUACCAGGCCAACAACUGCCCCAUCUGCAGGCUGCCUUUCCGAGCCUUGCUUCAAAUCCGAGCCAUGAGGAAAAAGCUGGGCCCGCUCUCCCCCACCAGCUUCAACCCCAUCAUCGCCCCGCAGACCUCCGACUCCGAGGAGCACUCGUCCUCGGAGAACAUCCCGCCGGGUUACGAGGUGGUGUCGCUGCUGGAGGCGCUCAAUGGGCCGCUGACGCCGUCACCAGCAGCGCUGCCCCCGCGGGCACUGGGGGACCCCCCGGGCGUGGGGACCCUGCCCUCCUACGGCACCGAUGGCCCCCUGCCCCCCCUGCGGGGCCUGGCACCCCUCGAGCGCCUGCCCGACUGCGGCCCCCCGGGACUCAAGCUGAAGAAGAGCAUCUCCAAGUCCAUCUCACAGAACUCCUCCAUCCUGCCCGAAGAGGAGGAUGAGAAGUCGUGCACUGAGUCUGAGCUGAGGGUCUCCAGGAGGAGAUCCCCAGCCCGGCACGAGGAGGAAUGUGGUGCAACGCCAGAGAGUGAAAACCUCACCCUGUCAUCAUCAGGAGCCAUCGACCAGUCCUCGUGCACUGGGACACCCCUGUCCUCCACCAUCUCGUCCCCAGAAGAGCCUGUGAGCAGCAGCCUGGCUCAGUCCGUCAUGUCCAUGGCCUCCUCCCAGAGCCAGCACUCCCAGCUCAGCACCGACACUGUGUCCUCCAUGUCUGGCUCCUACAUCGCCCCUGGCACAGAGGAGGAAGAGGAGGAGGAGGAGGAAGAGGAGGGGGACAUGCUCCCCUCGCCCACGGCCGCCAGCGCCACAGCCUCUGAUGGAGAGUCAACACCCGUGGAGUCCCCAGAUCUGAAUUUUGUCAGCAUUUCUGCCGAGGAGCGCGAUGCCGAGGGCAACGAUGUGCUGGAGGACGAGGACGCCUCUCCCACGCAGGAAGACGGCCCGAGGACAGGCGCUUUCCUCGGUCUGAGGUGUGACAAUAACAAUGACAUGGGCAUCGCACACGUGAAAGCGCUGGACAAUAAACUGUGCUCUGAGGCCUGCUUACCUGGCGACGAGACCGCCGGUCACCCGCUCGUGUGCAUGUCCCCGUGUCCCCGCGCCGCUCCCGCCUUCACCAUGUGCCUUCUGGUCUCUCCUGCCACGCAGCCGCCGUGCCGGACUCCUGCCCCAUUAACAUUGAGGAAUAGGCCCAGAGGCAGCCAACAACAACGUGGGGCUGCAGCAGACCUGGCCCCGCUGCCCCCCUGGCCCCCGGGACCCGGAGCGUGCAGCGGCCGCCCUGCCCAUGUGAGGGCUCAGCCUCGGUGGGGCACAGACACCCCUGCCCACCCAGGGGGACCCUGGUGUCUGGGCACCGUGGGCAUCGUCACUGCCACCCCUUGGCUGGACCAGGACUGAUUUUCAAAACAAAAGAUGGUAACCUCGACUUUUCUGUGGGGGCUGAAAGCCAUGUUACUUUGGAGCCCCCUACUAGCACCUUCCAGCCCCAACAGGGACAAGCUGGGGUCCCCUCCUGCCCCCCCAGUCAUCUUACACCCCCAGGCUCAUCUCCACCAAGCUGUGAAGCAGAUGGGACGGGGUCACCUCACCGAGGCAGUUCUGGGAUGUGGGUGGGUGGGGACAGUGGGGGAUGCUGUUCAGGGGUGCGGGUUGUAGGAUGAGCAUUGGGAUUGGCAUCCUUGGUGCAUGAGCUGCUGACUUUCAUGGGGGGCCGCCCCCACCCCAAGUUUGCUGACCUGUGCCCUUGCCCUGCUGUGCACUGUCCCCAGGCCACGGGAUGUCCCCAUUAAUGCACUGGCAGUAAUGGUGCCCCCAUAGCUCCCCCUCCCUCUGUUUUUCUGAGCAGCCUCUGGGCUCCUGAGGUGUGGCAGGGAUGGGCAGGAGGCCUGGUACUGCCCCCAGCCCAUGGGGCACUGACAAUUUCUCCUCUCUGUCUUCCGCCCUGCUGUGAGCUCAGGGCUCUGGGCUGUGCCCUCUCUCUGGAACAAGUGCCAAAAGUGUCACCCCCAUGCCACCCAUCCUGCCCUCCCCAUAACACGUUGUAGCAAGGGGUGGGUGAGGCUGCCCCCAUCUCCAUCCCUCUGGGCUGACAGCAAAAGUGGAUUUUGCUCUAAGGGCAGACACACAGGGAUAGUAAAGCAGGAGGAAUAAAGCCACAGACCCUGGGGGCCUGGUGGGGCCACUGGCAGUGCCAGGCUCUGCUCCAGAGAGCACCAGGGACAGUCAGAAAUCUCUUGGAGCCCCAUCAGACCCCGCAUCCCAAGCUAGCGGGCUCUGGGGCUGUUUGGGGCAGCCCAGGGUGGGAAGCUGAGCCUCCCUUUUCCCCACCUGGUUUUGUCACAUGGCUGUGGCAGCAAAGGCCACCUCCUCUUUGCAGGACACAGCUGUGUUUCAGAGCCACCUUAGCGCAGAGAUGUUCCUGCACUGAAAGCAGCAUCCCUGGAGGGGGUGGUGUGGGAAGCAGGUUCCCAGUGCCACCCCCACAGGCUGUGCUGAUGAUGGCUGUGGCUCCCAAAGAGGGAUGAAGCCCUUUUUGGGGCUGGGGGGUGUUUUCUCUGCCUGGCUCACAGCCAAGGCCGUGAUAGCUGCUUGCUCCGUGGCCCCAGUGUGGGUCCUGCCAGAGGUGGGUUUGGAGCCAGCCAUCCCACUGCUCUCUCCUCUGGGCUGGCUGUGUCUCCUCUAAGCUCAACAGCUCCCAAAUUCCUCCCUGGGACGCCAGGGCUGGGUGCUUGAUGUGAGGGGGUGACAUCUCCAAAAGGCCAUCCUGAGGGCUGAAGUGGUGGGGACAAGCCUUGUGCCCUGUUUGGGGACGUGCUGGGUGUCCUAAGGAGCCACAGCACCACACAGGGAGAGCUUUGGAGGUUGUGCUGAGCUAAGAAAACCACGGCAGCCAUCUCUUCCCUAAAUCUCAGCACGGGCAGGGGGGAGAAAACCGGGCUGAUGCUCCAGGGCACCUCCUCUACCAAAGCCCAACCUUCCUCGUGGUUUCAAAGGGGACAAGGACAGCUGGCCUGGCAGCCUGGCACAGGCUGCUUGUGGCUGCCAGCAGAACGAGGAGGACUUAGGAGUGACCGGGAGGGUUUUGUGGCUCCUGGGAGCGGUGGAAAGGUUGCAGGAGCCCCCAGACAAACGCAGUGCUGCUGCCUGGCUGCCAGCGAGGAAUCCAUCCUCUGGGUGGCACAGGAGAGACGGGAUUUGGGCGUGGGUGACAUCAGUGCCAUCCUCGGCCACCCUGAAGGGAUAAGGGGCAGGCAGGAGCUGCCAGCUGGAAGGUGACAGCCCCUUGUUCCAGCGACCCACGUGUCAGGGAUUGAAGGAAGGAAACCAGAUUGCUGCUUAUGAUUUUGCUUUGAGCAUGUCUUGGGUUUUAAGAGUAUGUUUAAUAAAGGGUAUCUUACGUGGA